UGCCUUCUCCCCAAUUGCUCUUUAGUUCCUCGACGAGACAUUCGCCGUGUGGCAGCUUUUCCCCACAAGCUCCUUUUCUCCCCGCCCAAGGAGAUCGUCUCCCGGUGGGAAAUUCCCGUAAAAGUGUACGUGUACGGCGUCCUUUCCCGCCUCUGCUGCCUAUUUUCCAGCCACGUGCUCUGUGCCGGUUGAACGCGCCCCCCAGAUAAGCAGUGUCGGUGGAAUCUCUUACGGGAUUUAAGAUGAUGCGCCGAUUUUCACGAGUGGAGUCAGCUGGGGAUCUGCUAGGCUACCUCGAUCGAGGUCAUUCAGCUAAUCGAGAAAACCGAUGGACCUUUGAAAUUGCAUGGGAGGCUGCUAAUAAAGUGGGUGGUAUCUAUACUGUAAUUCGUUCCAAGGCAUACGUAUCUACGGAGGAGCUAGGCGAUCAGUAUUGCCUUAUUGGGCCAUACAAGGAAGCAUGUGCCAGAACUGAAGUUGAAGAGUACGAAUUUCCUCGUGGCAAUCCAUACGAGGCAGCUGUAAAUGCUGUACGGUCCAUGGGAUUUAAAGUUCACACGGGUCGGUGGCUUGUUGAUGGAGCUCCGCAGAUUAUUCUGUUUGAGGUGGGAAGCGCCGCAUGGCGAAUGGAUGAAUUUAAGGGUGAAUUGUGGAAUGCUACUGCCAUUGGGGUACCUCAUUUGGACAUCGAAUGCAAUGAUGCCAUAAUCCUAGGGUACAUGGUAGCUACGUUUAUGCGCGAAUUUAAGGAUAGUGUGGAGAUAUAUUCCAAGGAAAACGAUUUGGGUCCAGCUAGAAUUGUUACUCAUUUCCACGAAUGGCAAGCAGGAGUAGGUCUUAUUGCCCUGAGGACACGAAAAGUUGAUGUUGCAACGGUAUUUACUACUCACGCUACUCUACUUGGUCGCUAUCUGUGUGCAGGUAACACAGAUUUCUACAACAAUCUCGAUAAAUUUUCUGUGGAUGAGGAAGCGGGGAAGAGACAGAUUUAUCACAGAUACUGUCUUGAGCGUGCUGCUACUCAUCUUAGCCAUAUCUUUACGACUGUCUCUGAGAUCACCGGCUACGAAGCGGAGCAUCUGCUGAAACGUAAGCCAGAUAUCAUAACUCCCAAUGGGCUUAAUGUGAAGAAAUUCUCUGCCAUCCAUGAGUUCCAGAACCUACAUGCCAUGGCCAAGGAUAAGAUUCAUGAUUUUGUAAGAGGUCAUUUUUAUGGGCAUUUCGACUUUAAUCUCGAUAAAACCCUGUACUUCUUCAUUGCGGGACGAUAUGAGUUCUCAAAUAAGGGCGCAGAUAUCUUUGUUGAAGCUCUUGCGCGACUUAAUCACUACCUUAAAAAUCAAUUGCCCGAUGUAACAGUUGUGGCCUUCCUUAUUUUUCCUGCGAAGACCAACAAUUUCAAUGUAGAGAGUCUCCGAGGGCAUGCUGUAACAAAAUCCCUCAGAGAUACUCUCCAAACUAUUCAGCAGCAGAUCGGAAAGAGGAUGUACGAAACUUGUUUAGCGGGACGCUUACCGGAAUCAACAGACAUGCUUACAAAGGAAGACAUGGUUAAAAUCAAACGCUGUUUGUAUGCUCUUCAACGAGAUGGACUACCUCCUAUAACUACUCAUAACGUCGUUGAUGAUUGGAAUGAUGCCGUUCUUAAUUCAAUUAGACGUUGCAAUCUCUUCAAUACAACGGCAGAGCGAGUGAAGGUUGUUUUUCAUCCGGAAUUUCUCAAUUCAACAAACCCUCUAUUUGGUUUGGACUACGAGGACUUUGUGCGCGGUUGCCAUUUAGGAGUAUUCCCUUCAUAUUAUGAACCUUGGGGAUACACACCAGCUGAAUGCACAGUGAUGGGCAUCCCAAGUGUGACCACAAAUCUCUCCGGUUUCGGAUGUUUCAUGCAGGAACACAUCGCCGAUCCGAAAUCCUAUGGUAUCUACAUUGUAGAUCGACGGUUCAUUAGUCUAGAGGGCAGUGUGCAACAGCUUGCCAGCUACAUGCUAGACUUCUGCAAACUGAACCGUCGACAGAGGAUUAUUCAGCGGAAUCGUACCGAGCGACUAAGUGAACUGCUAGAUUGGAGAAAUUUAGGCAUUUACUAUCGCCAAGCGAGAGUCAAAGCGCUCCAAACACUCUAUCCGGAUUACGUUGAUGAAGGACCUGAGUAUCUUGAACACCGUGCCAACUUCAACUACCCUAGACCACUUAGUGCUCCACCCAGCCCCAGUUCUUCACGACGAUCCACUCCUGCACCCUCAACGCAUGGCUCCGGGGAUGAAGAUGAAGAUUCAGUGGAUGAGGAAUUGGAAUUGCAGGAAUUGGGUAUCAGUAAGAAUGAUGAUUAGGAGACUUCCCUAAGUCACACCCACGCAGAGUGAAAUUUUACUUGAGACAAAACUUUGUGAUUAGGACCACGUUUUUAGACUAACAUUGUAUAACUUGUCAGUGUCCUUACGGAACAUCCCUUCGUUGCCAUAUUAUCCACUAUAAGUUGAAGAUUCCCAUGAUUAGGUCUUAAAAAAAAUAUACACAUUAUAUACUUAAUAAACGCAUAGAACUGUCCUUCCGCAUUAAAAAUACAUAAUUUUUGAGUUGUUUGUACUUGUAUUCCACAAAAAAAAAGAAAAUAAAUACAAACAUUA
Messenger RNA from Lutzomyia longipalpis, 2630 nucleotides. RefSeq names its product glycogen [starch] synthase (gene GlyS). Lineage: Eukaryota; Metazoa; Arthropoda; Insecta; Diptera; Psychodidae. The record is from RefSeq and is a predicted model, not a curated record. Gene Ontology annotation, molecular function: alpha-1,4-glucan glucosyltransferase (UDP-glucose donor) activity. Gene Ontology annotation, biological process: glycogen biosynthetic process. The transcript has 5 exons. Gene Ontology annotation, cellular component: cytoplasm. The coding region runs from base 243 to 2333 and encodes 696 amino acids.